Suillus plorans is the source of this 585-nucleotide messenger RNA. RefSeq names its product 40S ribosomal protein S28. The record is from RefSeq and is a predicted model, not a curated record. Gene Ontology annotation, biological process: translation; ribosomal small subunit assembly; maturation of SSU-rRNA. Gene Ontology annotation, molecular function: structural constituent of ribosome. Bases 85 to 291 code for a protein of 68 amino acids. NCBI's taxonomy places the organism in Eukaryota, Fungi, Basidiomycota, Agaricomycetes, Boletales, Suillaceae. Gene Ontology annotation, cellular component: ribosome; cytosolic small ribosomal subunit. The transcript has 4 exons.
GUUUGAUUGAUAUCUUGAACUCUAAACAUCUAUCAUCUACAUACGCCGCAAGUUCGCCCAUCGCUGUCGAUAACCCCAAUAAAAAUGGAUUCAUCAAAAGCUCCUGUCAAACUUGCUAAAGUCAUCAAGGUUCUUGGACGCACCGGCUCCCGUGGUGGAGUCACGCAAGUCCGUGUCGAAUUCAUGGAUGACACUACGCGAACAAUUAUCCGUAACGUCAAGGGUCCUGUGCGGGAGGAAGAUAUCCUUGCACUUCUUGAGAGUGAGCGUGAAGCUCGCCGCUUGCGCUAGAUCCCCCACUUUUGCAACGAUCCAGUCUUAUAUGUUCCACAUGCUCAAUGAGCUUGACAACUUACUAUAUGGCGGUGCCCGAGUGUAGUCAGCCAAUGAAAAUCAUUUAUCGUUCAUCCUACUAUCUUGGCUACCGCGCGGGAAUUUCUCAGUGGUGGUUUACACGCCAGCGGCCACCGGCUCACUACCUCGAGCUCGCUGGCGACAAUAUAUGAAUAUGAAUAUUUUACUAGGGUUCGACGUUGCUGACUUUCACCUUGCUCCGUUGCAUGUGGGUCAUGCCCUUCUUAAUGC